Molecule: messenger RNA, 1350 nt
Organism: Chondrus crispus (carragheen)
Lineage: Eukaryota; Rhodophyta; Florideophyceae; Gigartinales; Gigartinaceae
Exons: 2
Coding region: 1-1083 (360 amino acids)
Biological process (GO): protein modification by small protein removal
Molecular function (GO): peptidase activity
Source: RefSeq, a predicted model, not a curated record
AUGGGCACCACUCAAAAAAGCAUGGUAGAGUUUCGUGCAUUUCUCUCGUCCAUCUCUCCGAGUUUCACCUUUGCGACCUACCAUCUCCUCGACAACAACUGUAACAACUUUACGGAUCAAUGCUGCCGCUUCCUCGUCGGAAAGAGCAUACCGCAGUAUAUUUUGGAUUUGCCCGCAGAGGCCAUGAACUCUGCACUCGGUCCUAUGCUUCGCCCUGUCAUUGAGCAAAUGCAAGGUGCAAUACAACAACAGAGUGUUGGACAUGAGGUACAGCUCAACGGAUCUUCAGCUGCCGGAGCAUCAACCAGGCCACCCCUCCCUACUACGUCCAGAGCCGUCCCUACAUCACCAUCGCGGCAAUACUGGGCAAGCCCAGUAACCCUUGCUCAUGGGGAUCGCAGCGUUAUCACAUCUAAGCUAAAGGAAUUCGUCCCGACGUACAACGCAUAUGAGCAGACGCUUAUCGAGUUAAGUCUCGCCGUGUCACCCCACAAGUCUUUCCCAGCCUUAGACUUGGUGCGUAUCGACGUGGCAGAAAAGGAGACUGUAGCAGAAGAAUUUGUGGGUCACCUCCAGCAAUUGGCUAACCGCUUCAUUCUGAAUGUGGACAUUCCUUUCCCGGCGUGCAUGAUGACAUUGCGUGGAGCGGUCAAUGUAUUCAAGCACGCGUCCCCCACUGCAAAGCUGUGUCAAGAAGGGUCUAUCGAAACUCUCGUUGAAUGUGUUGUAGAGGCUCUGACUAGAGAAAACGCCAAUGUUCGCAAAACCGCCGCAGUUCUAGCACUUAACCUAGCGGGUGCUCACCGCCGAAACGGCAAAGUUGCAAAACUGGGGGAAAACAAUUCGACCCUUCUUAUAUAUUCAAUAGUUCAACGGCUGGCUUCCGAAGAGCCACCACAGCAUAACGAAGCGAGACCACUAUUAUCGGCUUUGAUUGUGCUUGUGGAUGGAGACCCGGACGCAUUGGUCCUUGUCAAAACGUUUGGGCUUGACUUGGAAGCGUAUCAAAAUUCAAAAACAUGUCCUGAUCAAACCACUAGAACAACCGCCUCCGAGCUGGCCAAGCUUCUUGCGGCAGGGUAGCAGUCUCGAAAGAAGCCAGUGCAUCAGUGAGUCGACAUUCCCGCGCCGCGCAGAGUCGGACAUUUGUGCAUGCAGUGCACACCGUCUUCAUCUGCGACAGGGAAUGUUAAUUCGGGCUUGCUUGAACCUUGUACUUUAUGUUCGUGUAUAUGACUUCGGAUGACAUCGCGACGGUAAGUCUCAGCGCACCGAAAAUAUUGUAGAAAGAUGUAGCACGAAAGAUUACAAAUGUCAGUCAUCUUUACUUGAAGCCAAAAGCUUUUGCCA